Aspergillus steynii IBT 23096 is the source of this 1059-nucleotide messenger RNA. Its product is annotated as TauD/TfdA dioxygenase family protein. Bases 1 to 1059 code for a protein of 352 amino acids. The transcript has 4 exons. Lineage: Eukaryota; Fungi; Ascomycota; Eurotiomycetes; Eurotiales; Aspergillaceae. The record is from RefSeq and is a predicted model, not a curated record. Gene Ontology annotation, molecular function: 2-oxoglutarate-dependent dioxygenase activity. Gene Ontology annotation, cellular component: cytoplasm.
AUGACCUCCUCCAGCACACCCAAAGUCCAACGCCAGCGCUCCUCCGGCUCGUUGGACUCCUACGAACCCGUCCUCGUUACACCAGUCAUAGGAACCGAGUUCCCAAAGAACACCUGCAAUAUCGUCGAUGACAUCCUCCACGCCGAAGACGCGGACCGAAAAAUCAAAGACCUCGCCAUCCUAGUCGCCGAACGCGGCGUCGUCUUCUUCCGCGCCCAAGAUAACCUCACCAACGCCAUCCAAAAAGACCUCAUCCUGCGCAUGGGCGCCCUAACCGGCCGCCCAUCCUCCCACGGCCUCCACAUCCACCCCGUAACCAACGACGCGCGCGAAUUCGGCGACCCCGACCCCCAAAUCAGCACCAUCAGCUCCGAGGGCCGUAAGAAGCUCUACAAAGGCUCGGUCUACAGCACCCAGGCUGCCGUUUGGCACAGCGAUAUCUCAUUCGAGCAUGCCCCCGCUGACUUUUCAUCCCUGCGAUUAACCAGCCUCCCCGUUACAGGCGGCGAUACGCUUUGGGCUAGUGGGUACGAGAUGUACGAUCGGAUAAGCAAGCCGUAUCAGCGAUUUUUGGAGGGGUUGACGGCGGAGCAUAGAGGCGAGGGGUUUAGGUCUAUGGCACUGUCGGGCAAGUUUGAGAUGUUUGGCGGGCCGAGGGGGUCGCCGGUUAAUGUUGGUGAGGAGUUGGUGGCGAUGCAUCCGGUUGUGAGGACGAAUCCGAUUACGUGGUGGAGAUCGAUUUUCUCGGUUGGUUCGUUUCCGGUGAGGAUCAAUGAGGUGAAUCGAAGGGAGAGCGCGAAUAUGUUGCAGUGGUUUCAGGAUCUGAUUACAUAUGGGCAUGAUCUGCAAGUGAGGUUUAAGUGGAAUGAGCCUAAUGAUAUUGCUAUCUGGGAUAAUCGGAGCGUGUUCCAUACGGCUACUGGGGAUCAUGAAGGGUUCGGGGCACGGAGUGGAAACCGUGCUGUUGGGGUGGGAGAAGUUCCAUUCUUUGAUCCAGAAAGUAAGUCUAGAAGGGAGGACUUGGGAAUUACGGAUACCUUGGCGGCAUGUCAUUUUUAA